Maudiozyma barnettii is the source of this 405-nucleotide messenger RNA. RefSeq lists its product as uncharacterized. The transcript has a single exon. The coding region runs from base 1 to 405 and encodes 134 amino acids. The record is from RefSeq and is a predicted model, not a curated record. Lineage: Eukaryota; Fungi; Ascomycota; Saccharomycetes; Saccharomycetales; Saccharomycetaceae.
AUGGCUAUAGAAAUUUUGCAUUUAAAACUUAUAUUUUGGGGCUUACUUGCCGUGGUAGUAGUAUACUUAGUAGUGAGUAGGAGAGAUGGGUUAUCAUAUAAAUUCCAAGAGAUUAACACAAGAGUAAGGAGUCUGGGUGGAUCUACUGAUCUAAAUAGUUCCUUUAGAGAUGACUUAGAGAGCGGAUUACACUCAUCGAAUUUUGAUAUAAUAAGUCACAAUGGAGAUGAUUCUAGAGCUGGUUUGGAUGAUGAAUCAAAGAAAUUGAUAAGAGAUAUAAUGGUUUCGGAAAAUGUCAGCUUUGAUAAAGCUAGAUUGAUUUUCACUGAAAGGAAGUUCGGUGAUAAUGACAUUGCAUCUGAUGGUACACCUUUAGAUCCCAAAGCUGUUACAUUUUCAAGUUAA